Messenger RNA from Lobosporangium transversale, 795 nucleotides. RefSeq lists its product as hypothetical. The transcript has a single exon. The record is from RefSeq and is a predicted model, not a curated record. Lineage: Eukaryota; Fungi; Mortierellomycota; Mortierellomycetes; Mortierellales; Mortierellaceae. Bases 89 to 457 code for a protein of 122 amino acids.
GUGCAACAUAAAAGCCCAUCCGCAUUUCGUAUAUAAACUUCAGGAUGCCCACCCAUCUUUUUGAUCCUCACUUUACUCUUUGCAUAACAUGAUAUCAGAAUCAACCAUCAAUCUCGACCACGUCUUUACGUUCUCCUCUAGCUCCCCUCAAAAAGGCCAGUACGGCAGUGACCUUACCUUACUCAAACGCCUAUUAAUGUUGAGUACCGACACUUCCUUGUAUAUUGUCCGUCAUCCUACCCCUGCCAGGCAUCGUAGAGGGUUUGAAAGUACAUAUUCUGCUCUCCAUUCACUCCAUCCAAGCCUUUCCAGAAAAGUGGUCACUUUCGCAAAAAGAUUGAUGGCCCAGUGUGGUGGCUCCUCAGCUACAGCUACCAUCUCUGAUAGCUCCUUAACUAUAGCGCCGCCAGUCGCCGUUGUGCAUCCGUAUUCUAUGGAUGUUGAAGGUAAGCCAUGAAUGUAGCCGAUCCCAGGACACAUAGAGUCAUAAAUUUAAGGAUAUAAGGCCUGAUGUCCAAUGCCACCUAAGAUGUUAAAUACCACCUCGUUCUACUACCUUCAUUCCAUGCUAACAUCCUUUCCGUCUUUACUUGUUCACUCUCUCUUCUACCGCCGUCAUUUCUUCUGUUUCUGACUCUUCUAUUGUUUAAUUCAAAGACGAAGCUGAGGUCCUUGUUGAUGAGACGUCCACUAUGAACCCAUUUUGGAACGCCGAGUUCCGUAAGAGACUACCUUUCAUAGGAUCAUGUUGAGUGUCAUAUGCAUAUCUCUUUUUUUUUUUUUUUUUUUUUUUUU